CACAGGCAGCGGCUCCCGCAGCUCCAGCGGGAUGUGGUGUGGCACAGCCUGUGAGCGGUGGCAGAGGGGAGUGCGGGGGGCCGAGAGGCAGAGACCCUCUGCAGUUGCUAUCUGUUGGCAGCCCCUAACUCACGCGUUAGAUGGGGGGCAGAGGUCUGAGCGAGUUGGGCUUUGGAUGGCACGAGCUCUGUGAGUGCUGCUUGUCUGCGAGGGGGGAUGUGGCAAAGCACUGGCUUUGCUGUCUCAGGAAGGCUCUGGUCUGGGCUCUUGCGUAGGCAUAAGACAAUAGCGAUGUGUGUGAAUGCAGGUAAAGAAGGAUCCAGAAUGCAGAGGACGCAAAGGAUCGUUGGGCCAGAUCGCUACAUUCCCAGCUGUAGCGCUCUGGACAUGGAUGUGGCCAAGUUCCUCCUGACCGGACAGAAGGACGCUGCUGAGGUGUCAGCUGCCAAGAAGGAGCGCCAGAGAGCCCGGGCAGUGAUUCUGAACGGCUUUGAUGUGGAAGAGGCAAAGAUCCUGGGCCUCAGUGGAAAGGCUCAGAGCACUGCGUCAGGCUUUCAGAACAACCUCAAAGCGCUCUACAGGCACCAGGUGAUGCCUGGGUCCAUCAGGAGGAAGGGCCGAUUGAUUUCGUCCGCAGCAGACCGGAUCCUGGGUGCCCCAGACAUCCGUGAUGACUGUUAUCUGACUUUCCUUGACUGGAGCACUCAAAACCUCCUGGCGCUGGCUCUGGACACCACUGUCUACCUGUGGGACCACACCUCCGGGGAGACCAUCAACCUCAUGGAGACAGAGUACGCAGAUGGUUAUGUUUCCUCUGUGUCCUGGGGUAACGGAGGAGACUGCCUGGCUGUUGGCACAAGCAAUGGUGAGGUGCAGCUGUGGGACAUCACGCGUCAGAAACGUCUCCGCACUCUGACCAGCCACGUGUCCCGUGUGGGGUGUCUCAGCUGGAACAGCUACAUCCUGUCCAGCGGGUCACGCAGUGGCCUCAUCCACCACCACGAUGUCCGAGUCGCUCAGCAUCACGCGGUCACGCUUGCUGGUCAUACAUGGGAGGUGUGUGGACUGCAGUGGUCUCUAGAUGGCCGCUACCUUGCCAGCGGUGGUGAUGACCACGUGGUGAACGUCUGGCCAAGCAUCCAGGGGGGCCAUGGAGGAUUUGCUCCAGUCCAGACCUUCUGUCAGCACCAGGAUGCUGUCAAGGCUGUGGCAUGGUGUCCGUGGCAGUUCAGCAUUUUGGCCACUGGAGGCGGAGCCAGUGACAAACGCAUCCGCCUCUGAAACGUGUGUUCUGGCAGCUGCCUCAGCAACGUUGAUGCCCGUUCCCAGGUUUCUUCCAUCCUGUGGUCAACAAACUACAAGGAGCUCAUUUCAGGCCAUGGAGAGAAUCAGCUGGUGAUCUGGAAGUAUCCAGCCAUGUCCAAGGUCACCGAGCUGCGAGGAAGAGUCUUGAGCAUGGCUCUGAGCCCUGAUGGUGAAACCGUGGCCUCGGUUGCUGGGGAUGAAACGCUGCGACUCUGGCGCUGUUUUCAGAUGGAUCCGAUCAUGAAGAAGGAGAAAGAGAAGGCCAACAGAGUCAUAAGCAGCAUCCUUCACCAGGCCAUACGCUAA
This is a messenger RNA of Cuculus canorus (common cuckoo), 1611 nucleotides long. RefSeq names its product cell division cycle protein 20 homolog. The record is from RefSeq and is a predicted model, not a curated record. Gene Ontology annotation, biological process: positive regulation of anaphase-promoting complex-dependent catabolic process; anaphase-promoting complex-dependent catabolic process; positive regulation of ubiquitin protein ligase activity. Gene Ontology annotation, cellular component: anaphase-promoting complex. Gene Ontology annotation, molecular function: anaphase-promoting complex binding; ubiquitin ligase activator activity; protein binding. NCBI's taxonomy places the organism in Eukaryota, Metazoa, Chordata, Aves, Cuculiformes, Cuculidae.